This is a messenger RNA of Pangasianodon hypophthalmus (striped catfish), 5680 nucleotides long. It is a transcript of the gene lrrfip1a, whose product is annotated as leucine rich repeat (in FLII) interacting protein 1a. Lineage: Eukaryota; Metazoa; Chordata; Actinopteri; Siluriformes; Pangasiidae. The record is from RefSeq and is a predicted model, not a curated record. Gene Ontology annotation, biological process: regulation of transcription by RNA polymerase II. Bases 948 to 4931 code for a protein of 1327 amino acids. Gene Ontology annotation, molecular function: RNA polymerase II cis-regulatory region sequence-specific DNA binding; DNA-binding transcription factor activity, RNA polymerase II-specific. The transcript has 12 exons.
AAAAUAUCUGAUGUGUUCUUUUCCUUGUAUGCAAACUAACAGUGCUUCCUUUGCAAAAAAACAUCAUUAUUUUCCAUCAGUGGACAUCAUGUAAGGGGGCGUGCUUUUAUAGGAAAAUUAUCCACAACUGGGUGGUGGGAUAUGGCCUGACUCGAGGCCAAAUUAACACCCUGAAGUGGAUUAUUUUCCUGUAACAGAACAUUCCAUCACAUGUUAUUCCUCUUAUACCACAGUGAUUUGCCAAUGAUUACAAUUUUUAAUUUAUUAAUAACUGACUUUUUUGGUACAUAAAUGACUCUUAAAAGAAAGCUUCACAAUAUCAAUGAUUGUAUGUUUUUCUUUGUUAAAUGACAGCAUGUUUUAAUCCGUUUUUAUUAGCCUAGCUGUUACUAUAGGAACAACAACAUAUUAGAACGAGUAGCUGGAGCUACUGUCAGAGCUGUGCUGUUAUAAAAAAUUUUAAUGCAUUUUAAUGAUUUGAGAACUCACCAGUACUGUGGUAUAUAUAUAUAAAAAAAAAAAAUCAACACCUGCUGCCCAGUCAGAUUCGGGAAUUCUAUAUGACAUAUUCAGCAUGACAGAAUUCAAUGUUCAACACUAUGUGGCCAAAGGUUUGUGGACACCUGAACAUCACACCCACAUAUGGUUCUUCCGCAAACAGUUUCCUCAAAGUAUGAAGCGCACAAUAGUCUAGAAUGAAUUUGUAGCAUUUCUUUCACUGGAACUAAGAGGCCUAAACCUGUUCCAGCAUGACAAUGCCCCUGUGCACAAAGCGAGCUCCAUGAAGACAUGGUGUGUGAAGGUUGGAGUGGAAGAACUCGAGUGUCCUGCACAGAGCCCUGACCUCAACCCCACUGAACACCUUUGGGAUGAACUGGAACACCGACUGAACCCCAGACCUCCUCACCAACAUCAGUGCCUGAUCUCACUAAUGCUCUUGUAGCUGAAUGAACACAAAUCCCCACAGCCACGCUCCAACAUCUAGUGGAAAGCCUUCCCAGAAGAGUGGAGAUUAUUAUAACAGCAAAGGGGGAGUAAAUCUGGAAUGGGAUGUUCAACAGUUGUCAGAGUAUAGUGGCCUUUUGGGCUCAAGCUCCCGGACAUCAUCCGCGGCAAGUUCCAGAUGUGCUAGCCCAGUGGAAAAUAGCAGCAGCUCGGUGGCCAGUUUUUUGCGAAAGUCAGCUAGCAGCGGUGGCCUUUCCAGAGACUUGGAUCAUGUGACCAUUCCUGACGUGCCAAACUUGGAUGAUGGAUUGGACAGAGAUUUUUUCGAAAAGGGCUCUUCUCGAGCAUCUACUCUAUCCACUGCCACUCUGACUUCACUGGGUGGGGCUUCCUCACGCAAAGGAAGUGGCGGUUCAUCUGUCACUGCAGAUACAGAGGCAUCCUUACAGGAUCUUAAGGAGAUUCAUGAACUUAAGGAUCAGAUCCAUGAUGUGGAGGCCAAGUACAUGCAGAGCCUCAAAGAAAUCAAGGAUUCUCUGGCAGAGAUGGAGGGGAAAUAUCGCAAGGCCAUGGUGUCCAAUGCUCAGUUGGAUAAUGAGAAAUCCAAUCUGAUGUAUGAGGUGGACACUUUGAAAGACUCGCUGAUGGAGCUAGAGGAGCUUCUUGCUGAGACUCGGCGAGAGUGUGAGGAGAAGAGUAAGGAUCUGGAGCGAGAGAAGCAUGCCCACAGUAUACUGCAGUUUCAGUUCUGCGAGCAAAAAGAAACACUGAAGCAAAGUGAAGAGCUACUGACUGAGAUCCGUCAUUUACGCUUCAAACAAGAGGGCUUUGUUAGGGAGAUUUCUGACCUGCAGGAAACUAUUGAAUGGAAGGAUAAAAAAAUUGGGGCCUUAGAAAGACAGAAGGAGUUUUCUGAUGCCAUUCGAAAUGAGCGGGAUGAACUCAGGGAUGAGGUGGUUCAACUCAAAGACAUUUUAAAGAAACAUGGCAUUGUACUUGGACCAGACUUAUGCACCAAUGGGGAAGUGGAAGAAAAUGUGAUCGGUGGAUCAGCCUGCACUGAAUUGCAACAGGGGAGCAGUGUAUUAGGCACUCAGGAGUUGCAGCUGUUUAGAGAUGAAAAUGUAGGGGGCUCCAGAGGUGGCCAGUUCCAAAACCCACAGGAUUUUGACCAUGGAAUUCAAGGGAAUCACCUGCCUCCAACUGCCUCUGGCAGUUCUUCUGAAUCUCCUGUUGUAGCGCGAAAUGAGGAUGGGGGUCUUGGGAAUUAUUUAAAUGACAGCAUAGAGAAAAUUCAAAAUGUUGAAAAACCUCAGAAUGUUUUUGAAUUUGAAGCAGAGGAACAAUUUGUAUUGGAAGUUUCAAAAGGUAAUGUUGUAGCACCAGAACCUGUUGCAAUUAUUAUGGAAGGUAUGAGGACAGAUCAGCAAAAGAUUCCACUGUAUGUUAAAAGAAGUGAGACUAUAAAAGAGGGAAAUCCUGAUUCCACAGAAAAAUUCACAUGUGAGAUAUCAGAAAAGGAUGGAGAUCACCUUGAUGAAACUGUGGUUGGAGAUUCUCAGAUCAAAAUGGUUUCUGACAGUUUGCCAUCAGCAGAAAAAGGUACAUCAUCAAAUUCCCAAAGUGCCAGUGUUUCAGGGAAAAAAAAGAAGAAAAAAAAGAAAAAUAAACAGAAACCAAAGCAUAGUUGUGAUGAAAAAGAGGUUCGUUCAGAAAUUGUGGACAAGAACGAAAACAAGCUCAUAGAGAGCAGUUCAGUUCAGAUGGUAGUGUCAGUUUCAGAGCACAACUCUGUACAUUCAGAGGAAGCAACAAUAAAUGAGAAAGUACCAGAUAAUUUGAAUAGUGAUGAAAGGAAUGACCUGAUGGACAAAGGAGCAGAAUCUCUCGAACUACAAAGCCCUAACACUGGCCCUGAAUCCCUUUUAGGACCAAUCGUUAAUCCGACUGAUUGCAUGAGCAGCACUGACUCCAUCCCACCUGUGGACUCCAAAACAGAAAUUAAUAUUGACAUCCCUACUUAUGACUGUCCAUUGGAAAGUAAUACUGGUGAGUUAAAUGCUUCUGAACAGAAUGUUAAAUACAAAUUACUAAGCAACACUGAUGAUGCUGAGCCGAAAGACAUUGUGGCCAUCUGUGCUGAUUUUCCUGAAUCUGAAAACUCUUUUGAGGUAAAACCUGAGAAAGAUAUAACUGAAACUACCAAAGAUGUAGUAAAAAUAGGAACAGUUGAUGAGAGAAUUCAUCUUGAUGAAACCUACACCAGUGCAGGAACAUCCACAGGCACACAGCUGGGUGACACAUUAGUUACAGCUGAAGUACCUGAAGAAGAGCAAGAAACAUCCACAGGCCCCCUGCUGAGUGACACAUUAGUUACAGCUGUAGUACCUGAAGAAGAGCAAGAAACAUCCACAGGCACACAGCUGGGUGACACAUUAGUUACAGCUGAAGUACCUGAAGAAGAGCAAGAAACAUCCACAGGCCCCCUGCUGAGUGACACAUUAGUUACAGCUGUAGUACCUGAAGAAGAGCAAGAAACAUCCACAGGCCCCCUGCUGAGUGACACAUUAGUUACAGCUGAAGUACCUGAAGAAGAGCAAGAAACAUCCACAGGCCCCCUGCUGAGUGACACAUUAGUUACAGCUGAAGUACCUGAAGAAGAGCAAGAAACAUCCACAGGCCCCCUGCUGAGUGACACAUUAGUUACAGCUGUAGUACCUGAAGAAGAGCAAGAAACAUCCACAGGCCCCCUGCUGGGUGACACAUUAGUUACAGCUGAAGUACCUGAAGAAGAGCAAGAAACAUCCACAGGCACACAGCUGGGUGACACAUUAGUUACAGCUGAAGUACCUGAAGAAGAGCAAGAAACAUCCACAGGCCCCCUGCUGGGUGACACAUUAGUUACAGCUGAAGUACCUGAAGAAGAGCAAGAAACAUCCACAGGCACACAGCUGGGUGACACAUUAGUUACAGCUGAAGUACCUGAAGAAGAGCAAGAAACAUCCACAGGCACACAGCUGGGUGACACAUUAGUUACAGCUGUAGUACCUGAAGAAGAGCAAGAAACAUCCACAGGCCCCCUGCUGAGUGACACAUUAGUUACAGCUGAAGUACGUGAAGAAGAGCAAGAAACAUCCACAGGCCCCCUGCUGAGUGACACAUUAGUUACAGCUGAAGUACGUGAAGAAGAGCAAGAAACAUCCACAGGCACACAGCUGGGUGACACAUUAGUUACAGCUGUAGUACCUGAAGAAGAGCAAGAAACAUCCACAGGCACACAGCUGGGUGACACAUUAGUUACAGCUGAAGUACCUGAAGAAGAGCAAGAAUCACAGGAGCCAACACACAGAGAUCAGGAAUUCAAAGUAGAAAAGGAUGAAGGUGAAGUGGAGUGUGGAGAAUCUUUUGAGUUUAAUAUGCAGGUUAUCAGGCCAAAAGGAAAUUUGCUUGGAGAUCCUGAGUGUCAGCAAGAACAUAAAAGCAUUGCUGGUUGUGCUGAGCAGACUUGCAUAACCAGUGAAAUACAAUUCACAGAUACUGAAGAUGGACAUGAAGACCAAAAGCUACAGAUAGAUGAGCAAAAUGCAUUAAUAGAAAGAGACAGGGAUGUACCUGUGGAGCAGAAAGCCACAACAGGGGGUGAUCAUAACAAAUGUCAGCAACAUUUUGUAACAGGAAAUGAGAAACAAGGAUCUCAAGAUCAUGAAGAAAUUAUAUGUUUUGAGCACUAUGAAAGAGCCAAGCAGGAAACAAGUCUGGCAAAUAUUGUACAGGUCAUUGAUGAUACACUUCCUGAGACAGCAGAGUUAGACCAGGAGACUAAUAGUGUCAUUCCGCAAGAAGGAGGUCAGAAAAUGGGAGAGCAGGAAGUCAGGGAAGUCAAAGAGGGUACAUCUGAGAGAAACAAGGAAGAUGCAAAGAAUGGCUCCAAAAGGGAAAGCAAGAAAGGAAAAGGGAAGACUAAAGAGGACUGCAAAAUGUCCUAAUACUGUGCCAAAGAUGUUACCGUAAAAGUAAAUAAUGAAGUCUUAAAAAGCCUGACUAAACCCCACUUCAGUGAGAAUUUGUUUGAAAAGCUUCUUAUUCUGAAUAACUUCACGAGUGCAGAAAAAUCAAGUCACACAAUGUGUAUAUUUACUUAAAUCUACACCAAAAUGAUCUUUAAGAAAGGAAUAAUCUUUAAGAAAAAAAAAAACUCUCUGCCUUUGCACAUUUAACUGAAAUGAAACUAAACAGACAGCUCAUUUCAGCAUUUAAAUGUUUUGCUGUAUGUAGGUUCCUAUACUACGUAGACAUUACUAAAAGCAUCAGAACACAUUUUUGUCCUAGAACAAAUUUGUUUAAUGAAUUGUGGAGCUCAGUGAAAUUCAUAUGGCUUAUUUAUUUUCUAAUUAUUAUUACUGUGGCAGUUUACAUGAUGUGCAGCAUUGUGCUACCUUUUUGCACAUGAUAUAAAAUAAUAAAAGUGUUUUUUUUUGUUUUUUUUGUUUUUUUUUUUGAUAGAAUUGCCAUCAGGGAUUUUGGCUUUUCACAUUAUACUGAUUUGUAUGUGCUAUUUUAAAAUAACAGGUUCCUUAUUAAAUGUCACUUAUAGAAAGAAAGUUUUACAACUGUUUAACAUUCCAUUCACUGAUAUCACCAUUCAGUCUGACCCAUUCUGUAAGCAAUGUCAGUAGUUCUGGGAGAUUGUAUUGUCAUGAUGGAAGACCUUUAAAAUAAAGUAUCAGUAAAGUAG